This is a messenger RNA of Photinus pyralis (common eastern firefly), 1956 nucleotides long. RefSeq names its product zinc finger MYM-type protein 1-like. Bases 295 to 1956 code for a protein of 553 amino acids. Lineage: Eukaryota; Metazoa; Arthropoda; Insecta; Coleoptera; Lampyridae. The record is from RefSeq and is a predicted model, not a curated record. The transcript is spliced from 4 exons.
AACAUUAUUAACCAUCAUAGGGUUCAUUGCUUCAUUCCGCAUUCCGCAUUCGUCAUUAAGAUAUUAGUUAGACCGGUACGGUACCAUAGUGCGAACUUUGUUUUUGUUGUACGUAAAGUUACGUUAAAGUUUUAUUUAGCAAGUAUUCUUUAAUAAAUAAGUUGGUAUAGUUAUCGAUGUGUGAAAGAUUGUGACUUUUUUGGGAUUUGGCUAAACUCUAAAUAGUGUAAAUUUUGAACUGUGGUUACGCUUACGCUAGUAUUAUUUCUUGUGGAUAAUAGAUUUGUGACAAAGAUGGAUAUUAGAAAAUUUUUAAUAUCUGAACAAAAUUCAAAUAAUGUUAAGGAUGAUGGUAUAGCAAUAGCUAGUAGCAGUGGUAUUGGUUCUGAGUUACCUACUGAGGUUUCCAAGAAAAGCAAUAAUUCCAGUAAAUCAGGAUUAGAAAUGGUGUCGCCUCAGGAUGUUUCGAAUAUUGAGGUUGAUAUUUUUCAUCAUAAAUUCGACUUGGGCAAUUUUGUAAACCCACAAAAGCCGAUAUCAGAUAGUAUAAAAUUUGAUCUGAUAAAAAGUCCGUUUAAACCCAGCAUUAAUUAUAAUUUUAAAGGCGACUCAAGGGAGGGAAAAAGUAAAAGAGCAUUUCGAUACGAAUGGUUUCAACAAUUUGAGUGGUUGGCGUAUUCCUCCAAGUUAAAAGGGGCUUUAUGUAAAAACUGCGUUAUUUUUCGACCUGCAGUAAAUAGAGGCGUACAAGGAGCAUUUAUAGUGAGGCCUUUUAUAAAAUAUAAUGAUUUUAUUGCAUCUGCAAAAGCUCAUAGUACUUCUGAUUGGCACAAGCAAUCAACAGUUAGAGCUGAAAACUUCAUUAAAUCUAUUGAAGGUAAAACUCUACCUGUAAUUGACCAAAUUAGUAAUGCAGAACGGGAGUUAACAGAGUUAAAUAGGAAAAAGCUGUACCCAAUUAUUUCGACGAUAAUUUUUUGUGGCACACAUGACUUACCUUUACGUGGUACCACAAAAGGUAACUUUGAAGACCUUCUGGAUUUUAGAGUGGAAAGUGGGGACCAAUUAUUGAAUGAGCAUUUAACUAGUUGCAAUAAAAAUGCAAAAUAUACUUCACAUCAAACCCAAAAUGAAUUGAUUUCAAUCUGUGGAUCAAUAAUUAGAAAAGAAAUCGUAGAAGAGGUUAAUGCAAGUGAUGGAUUUUCCAUUAUUGCUGAUGAAAGUGCAGAUAUAGCCGGUAAAGAACAACUUUCGCUUGGUGUUAGAUUUGUAGACAAAGCAAACAAUAUAAGAGAAGAAUUUUUAGGAUUUUCUGAGCUAACCACUUUAAAUGCUAAUGGGAUUUCUAAUACAAUCUUAAACUUUUGCUUAGAACAUAAUCUGAAUAUGGACAAGCUGGUUGGUUUGGGAUUCGAUGGUUGUUCAACAAUGGCAGGACAUGAAAACGGCGUCCAAAAAAGAAUUAGGGACAAAUAUCCAAAAGCUACCUUUUUCCAUUGCGCUUCUCACAAGCUAAAUUUAGUAAUUAAUGACCUAAAUAGGAUACAGGAUAUCCAAAACACCGCUGCGACCAUCAAAGAAAUAAUAAAUUUCUUUCGAGAUAGUCCAUUACGAAGAAAAUACAUUCCUAAUUUACCAUUAUUUUCGGAAACGCGUUGGUCGGCAAAAUAUAAAUCUAUUAGAGUGUUUGCUGCAAAUUUUGUAGAAAUCACAAACGCCCUUGACACAUUAGCGUUUAGUUCAGAUGUUAAUAUACAAACAAGAACAAAAGCUAAUCAGCUUUUGACUAGCGUAUCUUCGUGGUCGUCCCGUACUCUUGCCUUUACAAAGGCAGCCAGUGUCUUGAAACUGAUGAUACCAUCUGCGAAUGUUGUUAUCACCUGGAGGAGCACAACCGAACUUAAUCCGGAACGCACGUUGCACAGUAACAACAGAUUCCGUCUUUGCAAACUGUAA